Molecule: messenger RNA, 288 nt
Organism: Westerdykella ornata
Lineage: Eukaryota; Fungi; Ascomycota; Dothideomycetes; Pleosporales; Sporormiaceae
Exons: 2
Cellular component (GO): mitochondrion
Source: RefSeq, a predicted model, not a curated record
ACGAACCCGACACCAUUGUCAGCAGCGCAGGAACAACAAGUCCGAGAGAUUUAUUACAAGAAUGUUCGGGCAAAGUGCGCGGAGGAGAUAAAAGCCUUCGCAGACUGCGCAAACGGCCGCACCUUAACCUCCGUCUGGGCCUGCCGCGCCCAAAAGCUCGCCAUGAACUCGUGCCUGCUAUCCUACCAAGGCCCCGACGAAAUGGACAAAGCGCGCGCAGAAUGGUUCCGGCUUGCGGGGGAGCGGAAACGGGCGAAGGAGGAGAGGGCGAAGAAGGAGGCCGAGGCG